AUGUCCCCGGCACCAGAUGACAACCAGUCCAACCGACAGACGAGAUAUUUCGAGCUCCCAGCAAAUGGCGAGCACAGCGCCCCACUACCAGACGAACUUCCGCCCUACGAAGCGCUGGCAGAAUUAGAAGCCACGACAACCAGCCGUGAAGAUGGACGAAUUGACAUCGAUCUUAGUUCAAGAAUAGCUCGGCGCCUGUCGAAACUAGUUCCCUCAGGAAAACCUCCUGUUUCCUAUGGACAGGAUCAACCGCCUGCAUACACCGAGACAAGCGAAAAGAGCAUCCGUCUCAACAUCGUCAUUCAAGUUGUUGGCAGUCGAGGCGAUGUGCAGCCAUUCGUCGCGCUGGGUACAGAAUUACAGCGCCAUGGCCACCGAGUGCGACUCGCGUCACACGGUCAAUUCGAUAAAUUUGUGAGAGAUUCUGGUCUUGAGUUCUUUUCCAUCGGCGGUGAUCCCGCUGAGCUGAUGGCCUACAUGGUCAAAAACCCUGGUCUCUUCCCUAGCAUGAAGACGCUACGUGGAGGCGAAAUCCAGCGAAAACGCAAAAUGGUGGAUGAAAUGUUGCAUAAGUGCUGGAGCUCUUGUAUUGAGCCUGAUGAACUUACAGGACGACCCUUCGUCGCAGAUGCAAUCAUCGCGAAUCCUCCUAGCUUUGCGCAUAUUCAUUGUGCGCAAGCACUUGGUAUCCCAUUACAUCUGAUGUUUACGAUGCCGUGGACGAGCACGAGAGAAUUUUGUCAUCCGCUUGCGAAUCUCAGGGCCAAUGGGAGUGAUAUGUCGGCGACAGCUGCGAAUUAUGUGUCGUAUUCAUUGGUUGAGUGGAUGACUUGGCAAGGUGAAGGACCUUGUUUGACGGAGACUUUGGGCGUUCCAGUCACAUACUGCUGGUCUCCUGCUUUGGUCCCCAAGCCAGCCGACUGGCCUGAGAAUAUCGAUGUCUGCGGUUUCUUCUUCCGCGACACCCCAAAAUAUCAACCCGAACCAGCUUUGCAGCAGUUCUUGGCCAGUGGUACGCCACCGAUAUAUAUCGGCUUUGGCAGUAUUGUAAUCGACGACCCCGAAAAGUUGACAGCGACAAUUCUAGAUGCUGUUCGUGCUACAGGGACGCGAGCGAUUGUUUCUCGAGGAUGGAGUAAACUUGGAGGUGAUUCAGCUGGUGGCGAUCAAGUCUUCUUUCUGGGAGACUGUCCGCACGAGUGGCUAUUCCAGCAUGUUACUGCAGUGAUUCAUCACGGAGGAGCCGGCACCACGGCUUGCGGACUUCUUAACGCGAAGCCAACUACCAUUGUUCCCUUCUUCGGAGACUUCGCUGCUUGUGCUGACAUGGUGGAUAGUCAACCGUUUUGGGGAAAUAUGGUCCACGCUGGUGGUGCAGGUCCAGCUCCCAUUCCCUUCAAAGCUUUGAAUAGCAGCAACCUCGCUGAAGCUAUUCUGUUCUGCUUAACACCUGAAGCUUCAACAGCUGCACGACAAAUCGCCGAUAAGAUGUCAUCCGAAGCUGGUGUAAGGCGAGCCGUGGCAUCCUUCCAUGCGAACCUACCUCUCAACAAAAUGCGAUGUGACCUCUUACCCAAUCGUUCUGCAGCAUGGCUUUACGACAGGAAGGGCAAGAAGAUAAAACUGUCCAAGGUAGCUGCUGAGAUAUUAGUCGAGAGUGAGAAGGUGUCGUGGAAUAACCUCAAGGCUUACCAAUCGCAACCAGUUCAUAUCGAGAACCGACGCUGGGAUCCGUUGACUGCGACACUUGCGACGCUCGCCACGACGGGAGUUGGCAUGGUAACAUCAGCCUCUGACAUCGUUGUCAAGCCCAUCCAAGCUCUACGACCAGUGACCCCAAGCGGCAGUAGAUCAGCAAGUCAAGAUCGAUCAGGUGAACAAUCAAAACGCCCCUCGGAGGAUGAUGUCUUCGGCAGACCAGCAGGCCUGGACCUCCCCCCAGCACCAACAGCAACCAAAGAUAAAGAUCCCCAACACGGUGCCCUCGCAGCCGUCAAGGGCUCAGCUUCAGGCGUAGGCGGUUUCUUCAAGCACUACUCCAAAGGCAUGCUUCUCGACCUCCCCUACGCCGUAACAGAAGGAAUGCGCAACGCGCCCAAACUCUACGGCGGCAAAGCCUACGACCCCGGCGCCGUGACAGACUGGAAGUCAGGCGGUAUAGCAGCUGGAAAGAACUUUGCACAUGGAAUGGUCGAGGGAAUAGGCGGUAUAGUGUUAGAGCCUAUGCGGGGGGCGAAGAAAGAGGGCGCUGCGGGUGCGGCGAAGGGUGUUGGUAUUGGACUGUUGAAUUUGGGGACAAAGGUUGGUUCUGGGGCUAUUGGGUUGUUUGCGUUGCCGAGCCAGGGUGCGUAUAUGAGUGCGAGGGCGCUGGUGAAGAGGAAGACGGGGAGGAGUGUUAUGGAGGCGAGGAAGGUUGAGGGGAGGGAUGUUGUAGAGAGAAGUGAUGAUGCAGAACGCGAGAAGGAUAGAACAGUGGUGCUAGAGGGGUUUGAGGCACUGAUGAGAGAGACUAAGAAAUAG
Molecule: messenger RNA, 2520 nt
Organism: Fusarium musae
Lineage: Eukaryota; Fungi; Ascomycota; Sordariomycetes; Hypocreales; Nectriaceae
Exons: 6
Coding region: 1-2520 (839 amino acids)
Biological process (GO): carbohydrate metabolic process
Molecular function (GO): UDP-glycosyltransferase activity; hexosyltransferase activity
Source: RefSeq, a predicted model, not a curated record